CAGCUUUGGAGAAUUUGAUUCUUGCCCAUUCAAAGAGAAAGGUUCUCCAUCAGCGAGAGGGCGUGAGGGAAGGAGUGCCCCACAUUCAAGCGCCCGCUGACCGCACUCCCCUCACCACCCUUCGCUCCGUCCACAGCAUGGCUCUCUCUCUCUGGAUCCUCUUCACGUGCACCAUCGCCCUGAGCAACAUCAGCCCCUCUGCACAGGUCUUUGUAUGUCCUGGGACUCUAUUAAGGGUGCAGGCAGCAAGUUUGCUUCAGGAGGCGGAGCAUCAGUCGGGGGCAUGGUGUAAGGAUCCCCUGCAGUCUGGUGACCGUCUUUACGUCAUGCCCUGGACUCCGUACCGCACUGACAUGCUGUACGAGUAUGCUUCAUGGGAAGACUUCAAGCAGAAUCGAGCCACAACCUUCUACAAGCUGCCAAAUCGCGUGGAUGGAACAGGCUUUGUCGUGUAUGAUGGUGCUGUUUUUUACAACAAGGAACGUACACGCAAUAUUGUGAAAUACGACUUGCGCACACGUAUCAAGAGUGGAGAAGCCAUAGUCAAUAAUGCCAACUACCAUGACGUCUCACCAUACCGCUGGGGGGGCAAGUCUGAUAUUGACCUUGCAGUGGAUGAAAAUGGUCUAUGGGUCAUCUACGCUACAGAGGCCAACAAUGGACGAUUGGUGGUCAGUCAGGUUAACCCUUACACCCUACGCUUCGAGGGAACCUGGGAAACCAGCUUCGAUAAGCAACUGGCCUCCAACGCCUUCAUGGCGUGUGGUGUUUUGUAUGCCGUGCGCUCUGUUUAUCAGGAUGAUGACAGUGAAGCGGGUGGAGAUCUGGUGCUGUACGCAUUCAACACCAAUCGAGGCCGGGAAGAGUCCGUCCACAUUCCCUUCCCCAACCCCUACCAGUAUGUGUCCUCUGUGGACUACAACCCAAGAGACAAUCAACUUUACGUCUGGAACAACUACAAUGUUGUGCGCUAUCCCCUAGACUUCGGGCCACCGGAUCCCACUGCUGGUCCUCUUGUCACCACCCAGAUGAGCAGCAGCACCACCACCGCAGCAAGACCCGUCACUUCCAGCUCCAUCCCCUCAACCAUACGACCUCUUCCCCCCACCGCUCACCCGAUAGGGGCCAUCAACAAGGCGCCAGAUCUGCGACCUAUCACCGCCACCGUACCAGUGUAGAGAUUCUGAUCGGACAAUCAUUAACUCAUUUUCAUGCGAUCACUCAGAUCGUGGUCCACAAAGAAGCUUUUAGCACAUUCCUACGACACGUGUUUUUAUUCAAACUGGACUUUUACUAUCAUCGCGGACAUCGCGAGGCAUCGCCACACAUCACCAAUGAAGUUAAUCCGUGUUGCAAUCAGAGCUAGCCCUCUCCUCGUUUGAUCCUGUGACACUUUCAAGGGGGGAAAAUGCUGGAAGCAAACCAGAUCCCUUCAUCUGGAUCGCACUAAUACACACUGAUUAUCAGCAUGCCCCCACUUCAAAGUCAACAUAACUUUUCCUUUUGUCUUGAGGUGCAAAAUUCACAACGUGGUAUGUUAAUCAAGUGGGUGCGCGCUCCUUGAUUUGGACGACGGUCAUUGGCCGUCCGAGUUUUGGGUUGAGUCCUGAAACACCCUUGAAAAACUCGCGCCACAGAAUGUUUCUCAGCUCUUACAUCUUAUUGCCUCUUACCUCCUACUUCGACCCCUGGCUUCGCCUCCUCCUUCCGGAAUCUCCUUGGACCCUCUCCUCGUCUUCCUGCAUCUCCUGAAGCUUUUUUAAGUUAUCAGUCUUUCGUACUUUUACUUCACGUUUACUUUUGCGAAUAGCCAGUUAACGUUCGUCAGUGCGUUUCCCACAAGAAGGUAAACAUCCAGCACGAUAGAACUCUCUAGGACGCUUUGAACUCCCGCGCAACACACCCACGUGAGCGAACAAAGAAAUCCGUCUCCCGCCUCCUGGACGACCACACGCUUCCAUCACACACAGGUCUGAAAAUGCAAGUGUUCACUUAAUUUUGAGACUCAAGAUAUAAUCCUGUGGUUGUCUCUGAAGGUUUAGCUGUGCUAGUAACUGUAACUUUCUUCGUAUUUCCUUUGUUUUCCUUUUUAAGUUUUAUUUUCAUUUGGUGUAUAUACAUAUAUCGUGUGAUUUGUAGUAUAACUUAGUCAUGUGCUUUUAUUAAACUUCAUUUAUACAUUA
This is a messenger RNA of Pimephales promelas (fathead minnow), 2183 nucleotides long. NCBI's taxonomy places the organism in Eukaryota, Metazoa, Chordata, Actinopteri, Cypriniformes, Leuciscidae. The record is from RefSeq and is a predicted model, not a curated record.